Molecule: messenger RNA, 666 nt
Organism: Ostreobium quekettii
Lineage: Eukaryota; Viridiplantae; Chlorophyta; Ulvophyceae; Bryopsidales; Ostreobiaceae
Source: the annotation of a GenBank genome assembly
GCGAACCUGGGACUCAGGCGGACCAAGAAAUGUGGCGAGUUCCUGAGCAUGGCGUCCUGGCUCGCCAUGAGGGAGCCGGGCCUCACAACCAAUGUCAUGAAGUCGCAGCUCAACCGGCUGUACGGCCAGCUCUAUGCCGCGCAACAAAACUACGACGACGCGCUCCAGGCCUUUGCCAAGGAUGUGUAUCAUUGCUCUUUGGAGUACGGGACGGAUGAGCCCAGGACUUCUCUUGGAUACUACAAUUUAGGGAAGGUGUUCCAGGCCGCGGGGCGUCUGGAGAGGGCUCUGGCGUGCUUCGAUCGGGUAGUGGAGAUUUGGGUGAUCUCGUUGAGGCUAGCCGUUUUGGAGGAGAGCGACGAGCGCAAGGACCUGCCUGUGAACCGCUCCCAGCUGAUGGAGGUGGUGGACAUGCUUCAAGACAUCGCCGGCCUCAUGGCGGCAUCCCCAAGCCGGCGCCUCUGCACGGCUGACGCCCACGCCGCCACGGCCAUGGCCCUCCUGCACAUCGGGGAGGUGGAGCGCGCGGUUGAGGCCGUCAAGGAGGCUCGACACAGGGCGCCGAGAGGCGACGCUCAGCGAAUGUCGCUGCUCAACUGCGUGGCCAGUGCAAUCAAGAAGGAGGCUGCAAAGUUGGGGCUGGAAGCGAAUGAGGAGGAAGUUUGA